AUGCUAAAACCCUAUAUAAACAUUGUAUUUUCUGCAGUAUGCACCAUGUUGAGAUGCAGCGAAAUCGUCCUGGACAUAAAUCGUGCAGUAUUGCAAUAUGGUCUUUUCUUUUCAGAUAUAUCUGUCGUAAACAGUAGCGCUCGUGCUUCUACUCAUCAUUUUUGCAACGAGGCGGACCCAAGCGUAUGGAAUGGUGUUCCAUCUUGUCCACUUACUAAAGAUAGGUUUUUAUCUCAGUUUUCUUCUUCCUCCUCUUCAGGAUCUUGGGAUAUCCUCCUGGACUCAGACGGUCUGGACAUGGCGCUGCUUCAGCGUCGUGACCCGAUUCUAUUUUACGCGGAUACCACAUUGUAUGAAGAUGAGCUAGGUGACAAUGGGAUAUCAAUGCUGAAUGUGAAGUUCCGUGCCAUGCAUUCCGGGUUUUUCUUGCUACAACGAUUCUUCCUUCGUGUGGACGGUGGCCUGGUUCGUUGUUUCGAUACUCGGUUGCAAUGGAGGACAGAGGACAAAAUGGGACGUCAAAUUCAUUUCUCGGAAGAGAUCAGGGAACAAAUUGAUUGCGGUUGGUAA
Molecule: messenger RNA, 570 nt
Organism: Echinostoma caproni
Lineage: Eukaryota; Metazoa; Platyhelminthes; Trematoda; Plagiorchiida; Echinostomatidae
Source: the annotation of a GenBank genome assembly